This is a messenger RNA of Capsicum annuum, 2311 nucleotides long. Its product is annotated as aberrant root formation protein 4. Lineage: Eukaryota; Viridiplantae; Streptophyta; Magnoliopsida; Solanales; Solanaceae. Gene Ontology annotation, cellular component: cytoplasm. Bases 172 to 1959 code for a protein of 595 amino acids. The record is from RefSeq and is a predicted model, not a curated record. Gene Ontology annotation, molecular function: ubiquitin-protein transferase inhibitor activity. The transcript is spliced from 15 exons.
ACUGAUACAAGAAUUUUUAUGGAAGAAAAGAAAAGCAAAGUGGCCCUACUUGCAACAAACAAGAAAGUACGCCGCGAAGUCGCUCGAAACGGAUAGUAGUGUAUCGGUAUCAGCUAGGAAGUAACCUUCUCAGACCCCACAGCAUCUCCUGCCGUAGAGAGAGAGAUUAGAAUGUCGGAAGAGAAAUUCCUUCUCUCUGAUUCCCUCAUUCCUCGCCUUCAACAGACUCUACUUACAUGCUCUCAAUUGAUUGAUGCCGGUGACUUUAGCAAUUCCAAUGAAUUAGUCGAUUUCCUUUCUCCGAUCUCCGUCUCAGUAGUAGAAGAAACAUCAAACCCGGACUUAGAGAGGACAUCAUUCGAGAUUCUUACUGAAAUUGAUUGUUUCAUAAGUUCACCUUCGAGAAACCAGGAAGUUAUUGAUGCUUUGUCGUUUGAGUUGCCCAAGGUAGUAUGUAAAUUUGCAUGUGCAUCUAAAAGAUGCUCGGAGAUUGCCGAACGUGUUGUUGGGCAUCUAGUUAGUAUGUGUUCUCCGCGUGAAAUGCUAUCAAUUCUUUGCGAGGCGUUAAGUCUCCCAAGUGAAAUGUUCAGGGUUCCUUGCUAUUUUGCUCCUCUUAUUGGUGGUCUUGCAAAAGUUGUAAUACUCAUCAAAAGGCGGCAAUUUGAGCAAGUGAAAGCUGCAGUUCCUGUUAUUCUUGGUGUUUUAAAGUCUGUGUCCUUAGAGGCAUAUGAGGAAGGCACAGACACUGAGGACUUAUUCCUCAACGCAUUUGCUCUUGCAGAUUCAAUACAGGCUGUUUGCAAAAAGUUGGACCAGAAAGAUAAGAAAAAACUCUCUGCUUUAUUGGGCUUGUUUGUCUUGCAAGUCAUGGGUCUUGUUUCAAUUGCAAUGGGGCAUAAUGUUUCAAGUCUUCUUCCGAUUGUGCUACACCUGUCACAGUUUCUUCCAAUCUGUGGUUUAUCAUAUGAGGGAUUAAUUACUGGACAUGAUGUAGAUAAGUUCACAACCAUAUGUGGAGAUGAUGGGGACGAUAGCAUGGCUUACUUUUCUCAUGUCAAGCCUGGUGGAUCACUUGCAGUAAUCUGGGGUUACAAAUCCAAUGAAACUUCAGUGGCUGCCAAUGCAGAUUUUGAAGCAGUGAAAAAUGAACUUCAAAAGAACCAGACUAAACGAUGGCAGGCAAUAGGCAUGUUAAAGCAUGUCUUCUCAAGUGUCGACCUAUCAUGGGAAUUGAAAGCACACGCUCUUGAUUUCCUGCUUUGCAUUAUGGAUGGAUGUGUGCAACAAGAAAUUCAAAGUGAUAAUAUAGACCACUCCACAUAUAUGCCUAUUCUUUAUACGACAUUGCAGGCGAUUGAAAUGGUCAUUAUAUAUGCACCAGAUGCUGUUCUGCGGAAGAAAUCUUUUGAUGCCCUGGUGAAGGUACUUGCAGACGUUCCAAGUUCUUUUAGGUUUGACAUCUUAAAGGCUUUAAUACAGAAUAGCGAGUCUUCUUCUAUGAUUGCAAUCCUCUUAGAUUGCGUCAGAAGGGAACUGCAUGAGGAACAUAGUAGAAGCAUCUUGGUAACAAGUGGAGUCCCAGAGGCAAAGGUGAAAUAUUCAGAGUGUCUCUCUUUUUGGAGUGCCGGUGUUCUGGAAUUAGUAGAGCUGGUUCUAAAGCCUCCAAAUGGUGGUCCUCCAUCCCUUCCUGAAUACAGUGAUGCAGUUCUAUCAGCUCUCAAUCUAUAUCGGUUCGUCGUGAUCAGAGAAUCAACAGGAAAAACUAACUGUACUGGAGUGCUCUCUAAGGACAUGUUGCAGACGGCUUACAACGUAUGGCUUCUACCUUUGCGUAUGUUAGUUACAGGAGUUGUGGCAGGAAACCAACAGGAUCAUGACCAACUAGCGCCGGACACAAUAUGUGCCUUGAACCUUAUUGAGGAAAUGUGCUACGGCAAGAAAAGAGAUAGCUUGUGCUGAAAACACCAAGCACAAAAGAACUUAGAUGGGCUAUUGAAACUCCGAAAAACCAUCGCCUUGAGUAUCAAUCUUUAAAUAGAAUGUCCUAGUUCCAAAAUUGAAGCGACAGAGAAAUUGAUGGGUCGUUAGACCUCUGAUGGACCGUCGCCUUGAGUGCCCAUUUACUAUAUAUAACCAUUCUUAGGGUUUAUUUCGAUAUCUUACAUUUUAGGGAGAAUACCAAUAUUAUUCUUACAAUAAUUUUGGAUUUUGAAGCUAUCAAACUUGGAAUUUAAAGACAAUUAAGUUCUUGAAUUUAUCUUUGUAACAUUAUUCUUCAUUUAUGAAUUGUAUUGCUUUAUUUGAUUCAAAA